CGAGCUGCCACUCACUUUCAUUUUUUAUCCAAACAACUAAUGUAUAUUUAUUGUAGGUACGACCAUAGUAAAAUUGAAAAUAUUAAUACGUUGUACGUGUUUAUAGUAUUGUGUUGAAUAUUUCAAUUAUUGUUUUUUGAAAAUCGUUUGGUAACUACAACUCUGUGGUUACGGUUUUUCGUAAUAGCGUAUACCUAAUAAUUCACUUUAUAAUAUUUUCAUUUUGUUCAGAUGACUUGAACAUACUUUACGGACAAUGUUUUUAUUGAAAACAAUUGUCAUCUUGUUAACGGUAUUGCAUAUCAUUGCGGCACAAUGCAAUACUGAUCAAUUUAUCGAGUUUAACUGUAAAGAUUCAAGCUGUAAGGGUGAGUGCUUUUGAGUACCAACAUUGCUAAGCCCUAGACCACAAAGAAAGGGUUAACUUAAAAGUUUUUUUUGAAACUUAACAUUCAUCUACAUUGCCUGUAUAUAUUAUGAAAUUAUUAAUAUUUAUUACAUUAUAACAUAAAUUUUAACUAUAAUAUUUAGGUAUAAUAUUUUUAAUAUGGAAACUAUACUAAAACUUAUAAGGUCUAAUUUUUCUACCAACUGAUACAUAGGUACAUAUUAAUAUAGUUCUACCUGUUACUUGGUUUAGAACAUAGAAAAAAAAAAUGUAUGAUAAAGUGUACUACACAUUCCACCUAUGCACAAUAAAUAAUUUGAACCUUUGUAGAUAAGAUUAGAUUUACCUUAAUCAAACUAAUUAUAUGUUUUUUUAUCUUAGAUGGAGAUACAACAGGUAAAAUGAAAACCAAUUUAGGAAAAUUAAUUGAUGUAACAAUUAUUGGUUAUUCUGUUGACAAAUUCUUAGUAAAAUAUAAGGUAAUGAUUAAACAAAUAGAUAAUAACUUUUAAUUUAGUUUUAAUCAUGUGUGUUCUAUUUGUUUUCCUAGGAUUCAUUUUCGAUAAUUAAACAUUCUGAAAUUCAUAGAUCCGAUUUUUCAAAAAUGAAAUUUAAAGAAUAUAAUUUUAAAGUAAAUAUUCAUAAUACGACUUACAAAACUUGUGAAUCAAGCAAUCAAAAUAAUGAUAGUCCUAAUGAUUCAAAUAUUGCUCAAAUUAGUAAAAAUGUUGAUACACAUCAUAUGAAUAAUAUUAGUCAGAAUGCAAAAUUUAGUAAAGAUGAAAUCACAAAAAAUCAAAAUCAAAAUAGUGAAACAGAUUCCAUCCAUGGAUUUGUUAAAAAAGAUAACUCAGAUGAAAGUAUACCGAUUAAAAACUCGGAAGAUGAACCAGAAGAUAACACUACCAAAACAAGCUUGUCUACAAAAAAUUUGAAUGCUGACGAUGAUUUCUCAAAAGAAACAAAUCAAAUGAAUAUUGCUAAAUCAACAAAUUCUCAAAAAUUUGAAAACGAUUCUUCAACUAAAUGCCCUUUAGGUUCAUGUGAUACACAUGCUGCAGAAAAUAUUAUUCCAGUUAAUGAGGAUAAUUUACAUCAAAAACAAAAUAAUCAUAAAUCAAGUGCUCAAUAUGAUGAGAAAAUAGAAAGCUUAAAAAAAGAAUCAGUUAUUAAUGUACAACAGCAAAAUACUAAAAUAAAUGGUUUACCGGAUAGUGACUAUAAUAUAGAUGAAUCAAAUAUUUCAAUUUCUAAUGAACGAAAAAAUAUAGAGAAUUCAGGAAGCAUUGAAACAUCACAAAAUGACGAGAAUGCAGAUACAUCAAAAGAACCAGGUAAUAAUGAACAACAACAAAAUUAUAAAACUGAUGGUUUACCAGAUAUUGACAAUAAUACAGAUGAAUCAAAUAUUUCAAUUCCCAAAGAACAAAAAAAUGUUCAGAAUCCAGGAAGCAUUAAAACCUCACUAAAUGAUGAGAAUUUAGAUACAUCAAAAAAACCAGGUAACAAUGGACAACUGCAAAAUUAUAAAAUAGAUGGUUUACCGGAUAGUGACAAUAAUACAGAUGAAUUAAAUAUUUUAAUUUCUAAUAAACAAAAAAUUGUUCAGAAUCUAGAAAGCAUUGAAACAUCACAAUCUGGUGAGAAGGUGAAUACAACAAAAGAACCAGGUAAUAAUGAACAACAACAAAAUUAUAAAACAGAUGGUUUACCAGAUAUUGACAAUAAUACAGAUGAAUCAAAUAUUUCAAUUCCCAAAGAACAAAAAAUUGUUCAGAAUCUAGAAAGCAUUAAAACCUCACAAAAUGAUGAGAAUGCAGAUACAUCAAAAAAACCAGGUAACAAUGGACAACUGCAAAAUUAUAAAAUAGAUGGUUUAUCGGAUAGUGACAAUAAUACAGAUGAAUUAAAUAUUUCAAUUUCUAAUAAACAAAUAUUUCAAUUUCUAAUAAACAAAAAAUUGUUCAGAAUCUAGAAAGCAUUGAAACAUCACAUUUCAAUUUCUAAUAAACAAAAAAUUGUUCAGAAAAUUUCUAAUAAACAAAAAAUUGUUCAGAAUCUAGAAAGCACAAAAAAUUGUUCAGAAUCUAGAAAGCAUUGAAACAUCACAAAAUGGCGUGCAGGUGAAUACAACAAAAGAACCAGGUAAUAAUGAACAACAACAAAAUUAUAAAACAGAUGGUUUACCGGAUAUUGACAAUAAUACAGAUGAAUCAAAUAUUUCAAUUUCUAAUGAACGAAAAAAUGUCGAAUUAAAUACACCAAUGGAUGAGAAAACCGAAAGCCCUAAAGGAUUCAUGAAUAAUGUACAUCCCCAAAACUCUAAAAUUAAUAGCUCUCCACAAGACAUCACUGAAGUAGACAAUGAAAAUUUAGGAAAGACAAAAGAUUCUCCUAUUAAAAAGAAAUUAAAACAAGUUGAAUCUAUAAGUAUUGUUGCAUCUUUUGGUCACCCUGAUACCUGCAGUGGAGUUAACUGUCUCAAAAAUAAGAAAAAUGCAUUUAAACCGGUCCAUAUUUUAAAUCCUAUACCUAAACAAGUAAACCUGGAGGAUACUUCUCAUUUAACAAUUACUGACUUUGAAAAACAAAAAAAAUAUGAUAUUAGUGAUAAAAUAACUACUGAAAAAUCGAGUGUAGAAAGUUUCAGUGAUCAUAUUAUAAAUGGGCUAUUUUCACCUACAUCAAAUUCAUUCAAUUUUCUAUGGAACAUGUUUGGUGAUUAUUCUAAUGAAUAUAAUGGUGAGUAAUAAUUAAUUAUUGUAAUCUUAUAAUAAAAUAAAAAUCUAAUGUUACCAAUGACAUCAAAAUCUAAAAUAAUAUGUGUGAUAUGAAAUAUUGUAUAUUCUAUCACAGAAAUAAAAUAUUCAUUAAUUUUAGAUUAAAUUCUAGUAAAGAAGCUAUUGUUCUUACUAAAAUGUCUUUCUUUUUUUUAUACCUUAAAAUUUUAAGGAUUUUUUUAGUGUAGUAAGUAAUUAGAAAAAUAAUGUGUAUGGCCCUUACAAUUUCUAUAAAGUAUACAAAUAAACAAAUUUCAAUAUAUAGAUUUUAUUUUGGUAAACUAAAUUACCCUGUAGAUAUUGCCUUCUUAUCUACUCACCUACAAUAGUAGUCUAUGUGUGAUUUGUACAUGUUUUUUUUUUUUUGAUUAAGGGCAACUAUUUCAAAAUGAUAAUCCAAUAGAUUUAAUUUGUAUAGUGUUAAAUUAAUUAUUUUUACUUAUUUGUUUUAUAAUGUGGGACAAGCUUUAAGUACAUGUGGCUAUACAAUUUAAUAUUAUAUAUGAAGUGAGGGGUCCAAGUUGACGGCACUUAUAAUGUGGAAAGUUACAGUUAACCAAGUUAUUUGUAGAAAAGUGUGAGAUAAGGAAAAAGUAGAGAAGAGCAGUUGAGACUGAGAGAUUUGUAUUCUAGUGAUUGAUUUAAAUAACAUAUUUUAUACAUUUUCAUAAAUUAAUUAAAAUAUUUGUAUUCUACUGAGCAAAGUAAUCCAUUAUUGUGAUGUUAUUUUAAAAUAAAAAAUCUGUGAGAACAAGUCAAUUACUAAUAAGUAACUAUAUUCAAAUAUAUAAUAAAAAUUAAGCAUUGUAUAAAGUAAAAAUAAACCAUAUUCAGAAAAUUGUUUUAAUAUGGGCUACUAAUUAAAAGUUUAUAUUAUUACAGAUAAAUAUCCUGACCAAAGUCAAGAAAAUCAAGUGGGUUUAUAGAUAUUAUUAAUAACUAAUUAUUACAAUUUAUUAUUUAAACUAGCUAAACUAAUACUGUUGAAAAAUUAUUUUUUAGAAAAUGUUUGAAUACAAAGAACAAACGAAUAAUUCAGAACUGUAUUUUGUUAUUGCGGAUUUAGUAACAAUACUAAUUGUAGUAUUUUUAAUAUUUCAUUAUAAAUAUCAAGUAAUUACAUACAUUCAAUUAAUUAUACCCACAAAUAUUCAGUAAUUUAAAACUAUAUAGUUUAAUUAAAAUUAAAAUUAUUUCAUCACUUUAAAUUUAUAAAUCUUUGUGGAACAUUGGGCCUAAGUUAAUUAUUAUUUUUUUUUUUUUAAUAACACAAAAUUCAAUUUAAACAUAAUGAAACAAACAAUUUGUUAUAUGAUUUGUAUUUAUAUCAUUUCAUUUUAUUUAAUAUAUGCACCCUGAAUUUGAGUAUAAAGUCAGUACAACUAUAUAUAUAAUUAAUUUAUAUAUUUAUUUGUGUUUUUAUUAGAAAGGAACACAUGCAAAUGAUUUAUUAACUUCGUUGGCGGCCAAAGAUCAGUACUUGUUAAUUAUAGAAAAAGAAUUAUCAUUAUUGAAAGAACAGAGAGUUGGAAUUAAUACGAAAUCAGUGAGUUUCUUAUUAUAAUUAAUUAUAUACUUGUAAAUAUAUUUGAAUGAUUUAUUUGGUUUUUAGAUAGAAACAAUUUCUGAAAUUGAAUCCUUGAAUGAACAAUUGGCUAAAUCAGAGGUGGUUAUUUUAUAUUUUUUAAAUUUUGUUAAGUCUAUACUUUAUUAUAAAAUGUUUGAUUAUAAAUAAUCAUUUUUUAUUCAGGAUAUAAUAUCAACUCAAGAAUUCCGUAUUCAAAAACUUGAACAAGAAGUUGAAGAAUUAACUGAGAGUGGUAUGGAAAUGCAUGCAUUAUUGUCUUCCGCAUUAGAAUCUAGUUCUAAAAAUAAUGAGAAAUAUAGUGCUCUUAAAGAAAAAUUGGUUGAUUCUCAAAAUUUGGUAACAGCUCUUACUAAAAAGGUAGUUUCAUUUUUUUUUUCUUUUAAUAAUUACUAUUCAGUAUUGUAAAGUUUUAAUAAUAUAUAGUCUAUAAAUAUUGUUUAUGUUCUUUUCAUCUAGAAUUUUAACAAAACUACAGAAUUAGAAAAAAAAAAUGAUAUUAUAAAAACUCUUCAAACUACAGUUGAUGAACUAACAAACAAAAAUAUUUGUUUGGUUGAAGAUAAUACUAAAAUAUCUUUCCAAAAAGAUCAAGUGAGUAAAAAUAUUAUUACUUUACGAGAUUGUUUUUUUUACUAUCAAUUAUAACAAAUAUAACCAGAAAUAGAAAAAAAAAUGUUUUGUCAUUAAGUUUACAACUGGUGAAAUAUUAACUACAAUGGUUUUCAGUUUUUUUUUUUCGAACAUUAUUAAAUUGUUAAAUGCUUUAAUGAUUUAAUAUAUAAUAUCUGUAUAAUGUUACCCUUAUUUUGUAUACCCUAAAUAUAUAAACUAUUCAAUUUUAAAUAGCAACAUUUGUUUCUUAACUGCAAUUCAAAAUAUAAUAUAAUAUUUUUCUAAAAAAGUAUUCUCCGAUGAAAGAUGUUAACUAUGUUUUAUUUUAAUAAAUAAAAAGUAUUCAAUUUUUAAUUUUUUAGAUUGUGUCCAAAAACCAGUUGAGGGAAUCGAAGUUACUUGAUGAAAUUAAUAAUUUACAAUUUGAGUUGAAUAAACAAACUGAUGCUUUAGUAACUGCUGAAAAUGAAGUUUUAUUAUCUAAGGACGCUUUAGAAGAAAUGUUCUCACAGAAAUUUAAUGCAAAUGAUGUCAAAAAAAAUAUGUCACUAGUCAAAUUAUCUGCUGAAAUUAAAUCUGCAAAACAAAUUGGAGAAAGUUAUAAAAAGAAACUAGAUGAAUCUUUAAAAUCAAAUCAAGAAUAUUUAGGUCAGCAUUAUUUGAUAAUGUUUCAUAAUUUAUAAAUAUAACAAAAAUAAUAACAAUCAUGACUAUGUUUAUAGAUCAAAUAGAUGAUUUAAAAAGUAAUAUAGUAAAUUUAGAAGAGAAAUGUUCACAAUUAAAAAUCAGUAAUGAAGAGUCUUUAUCUAAAUUAAAUAUACUUACACAAUUUUUCAAAGAACAGGAAAAAGAGUACAUUAAGUAUGUAUUUGUAUUAUAUAUAAAAAGUGUGGGAAAAGAACUUCCUUAUUCUAAAAUUGAAUAACAAACAAAAUAAGAGAUCAGUUUCAUUCUUUUAUGUUUUAAAAAUUAUAUCAUUAAGGUGUCCUCCAUUUUGGUCAAUGCAUUGAGAUAAUAGUUGAAUUUUAAAGUUGCUUUCCAUUAUUUUCAUCAUAUUGAUGGAUAUGCUGUUGAUACCAGCUUGAAUAUUGUUCUUGAGGUGACCCAGAUAUUUGGACGGUCAAUAUAAACUAGGAAUUUCAGAUAGUCCCACAAAAAAAAAAAAUCAAAGGGGUUAAUUCGGGUGAGCAUGCUAGCCACUUAAGACUGUUCCUAAGGAGAUGAUGUGCCUGGGGAAAUUUGAUCGCAAAAUAUUCAUUGACAUGUGGAUUGUGGCACCGUCCUGCUGAAUCCAAAUAUCUCCUACAUUCAUUUCAUCAAGUUUUGAUACAAAAAAAUCAAUCAUGUGGACAUAAUGUACAGAAUUUACUAUAACUGUUUGGCUGUUUUUCUUUUUAAAAAUCCAUGGUUCAGUGAUGCCUAUUCUGGACAAUGCACACCAAACAGUCACAUGUUCUGUAUGUAUUGGCUGUCUAAUGUUUCCUACAUGGUAAGAAAACGUAAGAUCUCGCCCUUUUGAAUGAGUGUCACCCUACCCUUCUUGGAAUAACAUUCACUAGAAAACACCUAUUUUACAAAAGGAAGUUCUUUUGCCGCACAUGUACUUAGAAUAUUUAUUUUUUUUUUUAUUAGUUUUCAAUUUUCUAUUAUUAAAUAAAGGUCACUUUCAAGAUUUCUUAAGAAUUGUGAAUUUGUAUACAUGUAUUUUAUACAAUAUUAGUAUUUAAAAUAAUGAUAAUAAUAAGAAAAUGUUAUUAAUGUUAAUUUUUGUACAGGCAAAUAAAUGAUAAAGCAAUGGUAUGUGAUGAUAAAGAUGAGGAAUCUAGUAAUCUUCAUGAACGUUUAAAAUCCCUUAACCAAGAAAUCACUAAUUACAAGUAAGUUAUGACAUUUAUGAUUGUGAUCAUUAAUCACUAUCAAGUAAGAGCAUGCCAGGCAGCAAUGGUUAGAUUGAACACUUUAAAAUGUUAUAACUAUAUAUUUCACAAAUGUUUAGAUCAGAAAUUCAGUCAUUGAAGAAAGAAAUAAUUGAUCAAGAAGCUAGUUUUAAAAUCCAAAUAUCUGCUGAAACAAAAAAAGCUAAUGAUCAUUGGGUUUGUUUACUAUUAUAGUCUUAAUACUUAACUAUAAUUUGGUGUAUUCACGAACAACUUUGUUCAUAUUUUUUUUUAAAGAUAUCAUUCAGACAAGCUGAGAGAAAACUUAAAGAAAUGGAACUUGAAACUGCACAACUUAGAAAUAAAUUAACUAUGGUCGAUAAGAAACUUGAAAAUGAUACAAGUAUGUUCAGUAUUUUAUUCAUUACCUACUAUAUUUCCAAAAUAUCUAUUGGAAAAUUUCAGUUUUGUGCAAUACAGUACUUCGUUUUUAAAGAAUAAGGAAAUAAUAACCUACAGACUUAAAUUAUGGUUUUUUUAAAAAAUUUAAAUGUUGAUUAUACAACAGAAUUGUAGAGUAGUAUUAAGGUGUUUACACUAUAGUGAACACAUACAAAUAUCUACUAUAGCAUUUGUUUGUGUCGAAGCAGUUUGAUCCAGUGGCGAUCCUUUCAAAUUUCCCAUUCAAUUUGAAUGAUAUCUGGCUAUCAUUAUUAAUUCACCAGCAUUCAUGUGAUAACUACCUAGAUUUAUCAAAUUAUUCUAAAAAUGUUUGUAUUAAAGACCUGGGAUUGAAAGAUAGUAAAUAUGUAACAAAUGGAUCCAAAUAAAUAAAUAAAUAAAUAAAUGAUGAAUUUGUUCAGUAUCAAAUAUUCCUACUUGUUUAUGUUCGUGUCAUGAUAUAAACACACCCUUUUAAAAGCAAAACUCUAUACAGCAUUAAAUGUAUUCGUUAUUAUAAUACUAAUGGUAUUUAAAGUAAGAUACUAUAGAACACAAUAAUAUUAAAUAAGAAUUUAGUUUUUAAAAAACAUUAUAUUUUUUAUAUAUUAAACAAUACUGUACAGAAUAGUUAUUACUAAUUAGUGUACAUUUUUUUUACUUUUGUAUUAAUAAGUAUCAUUUUAAUUUUUUUACAGGAAGCAUAGAUUCAUCUAAAGAUUUUGAAGAUGAAUUGUUGGACAUUCCAUUACCAAUUGUGUCUCCAGAUUUUACUUUACUUGACUUUGAGCCUCCCCCUCCAAUUUUCUCACCUACUUUUUUACAACAUGUGUCAGCUGACCAACGAUUACCGCCACUUGGUGCUUUAGGUCAAGCUUCAAGUCCACCAAUCCCUUCAUCCAGACGGCACAACAGAUCCUUGUCACCUGGUUCUCCAUCACCUCAACAAAGGUCUUCCUUAUUUAGGCCAUUGCCUCUAAGACACAACUAUAUAAAUCGUCAAAGUAAGAUAAUAUAUAUGCAACAAUAAUUAAAAAAUUUGAGUUAUUAAUAUUUGGUUUUUUCCAGAUUCAUUGGGUCAUUCAACUGAAUCACUUGACAAAUAA
Molecule: messenger RNA, 8792 nt
Organism: Cinara cedri
Lineage: Eukaryota; Metazoa; Arthropoda; Insecta; Hemiptera; Aphididae
Source: the annotation of a GenBank genome assembly